UUGCAUAUACUUUUUCAAGCAAAGCUUGAAUUCCUUGAAAUCCCCAUUGAUUAUCUAAAUUCCUCUACUCCGUGCUCUUGAUUGUGCUUAGUGUUCGUACUAGUACUCAGAAACGAGCGUGAUUUAUAAUAAAACGGGGAUCGCUAACGACGCUAUCGACAUCAUCGUCUUUCUAGACUGCGCUUUCUCCUACUCAGAGUCUCAGACAACAGCACGAUUUGUUGACUUUGGUAAAAAAACAUCCUUUGCCAGCUUCAUGACUCGGCUUGUGACCAUCUGAUUGGUGCUAUUUGCGGAUUUAAAAUAGCUCUCCUUUAUUUGCCUCUCGAUCAAAAUAUACAAUUUAGGGAAAAGGGGAUGCAAGCAUACAGCGCAACAUCAUACCUAGGCGUAGUGCUCUAGGAUUCAACAUUGUGUAUAUAUAUCAUGUCGAAUCCCACGAAGACUCCUGCUUCUGUAGCUACAGACAGAAUUCUCUCUCUCACAAAUCACUUCAAAGACUCUUUGAACCCAGCAGACGACUUACAAAAAGCGAAAAUGGCAACCUCAUAUAAAUUCCAAGGAUGGAUGGCAUUAGAUAAGGAGGCGGCCAAAGGAAGUAUGGUAUGGCAAGAAUUUGAACCGAAGCCCUGGACAGAGGAUGAUGUCGAUAUCAAAAUCGCCUACUGUGGUAUCUGUGCGUCUGAUAUUCAUACUUUAAGAUCUGGAUGGGUAUGUAUUCAUAUCGUGGAAAAUGCAGAAUAAGACUGACGAUUUGUCUAUAGGGCCCGUCAAACUAUCCGUGCUGUGUAGGGCAUGAAUUGACUGGUACUGCGGUUAAGGUCGGAAAGAAUAUAAAACACAUCAAGCUCGGCGAUCGAUGUGGUGUCGGUGCACAAUCCGGUGCUUGCCUCAAGCCAGAUUGCGAGGAGUGCGCAAGUGGAUUACAGAACCAUUGCCCAAGAAUUGUUGGAACUUAUAACAUGGCGUACCCCGAUGGCUCAAAGUCCUACGGUGGUUAUGCAGAUUACUGGCGGGGUCCAGCCGAUUUCGUUUUCAAGAUCCCUGAAGAACUUUCUCUUGCCGAAGCUGCUCCUAUGCUGUGCGGAGGUAUCACAGUAUGGUCACCCCUUGUCAACAACGGAGCCGGACCAAACAAACGAGUCGGCAUAGUGGGCAUCGGAGGUUUGGGUCACUUUGGUCUUCUAUGGGCUAAGGGUCUCGGCUGCAAAGAGGUGGUUGCAAUUUCGCGAACAAACGGGAAGAAAGCCGAUGCAGAGAAGAUGGGUGCCACCAGAUUCAUUGCCACCGAGGACAAAGAUUGGUCCAAGAAGCACGCCAAAUCACUCGACUUGAUCAUUUGCACUGUCUCCAGCCCAGACAUGCCAAUCGAUGGAUAUCUUCAAUUGUUGAAAACCAAAGGUGAAUUCAUUCAAGUCGGAGCGCCGGAGGACGUUAUCCCACCUUUGAAUAUGUUUUCUUUGAUUGUGAAAGGACUCAAGCUUGGAGGUAGUGCUAUCGGUUCACCAAAGGAGAUCAAUGAGAUGCUCGAAUUUGCUGCCAAAAAUAAGAUCCAUCCAUUCAUUGAGGAAAGACCAAUGUCGCAGGCAAACCAAGCUAUUGUUGACAUGGAGGAUGGAAAGGCUCGAUUUCGCUAUGUCUUGGUGAAUGAAAAGCAUGCAAAUGAAUUAAAGGAGUAGAUAGAUAAUAUUAACUGUUUGGAUUUGGAGGUAUAUGGAGCAGAUGAGGAGGAGCAGAUGAGGCGUAGCACAUAAAGAGAGAUAGCUGAAAUCGAUAAGCACUUGCAAAAGUAGUGAAAGAUGCCAAUCCAAAAGGCAUCAGUAUAAAAAGAA
Sclerotinia trifoliorum is the source of this 1832-nucleotide messenger RNA. Lineage: Eukaryota; Fungi; Ascomycota; Leotiomycetes; Helotiales; Sclerotiniaceae. The record is from the annotation of a GenBank genome assembly.